This is a messenger RNA of Mucor velutinosus, 768 nucleotides long. RefSeq lists its product as uncharacterized. Bases 1 to 768 code for a protein of 255 amino acids. NCBI's taxonomy places the organism in Eukaryota, Fungi, Mucoromycota, Mucoromycetes, Mucorales, Mucoraceae. Gene Ontology annotation, cellular component: cytosolic large ribosomal subunit. The record is from RefSeq and is a predicted model, not a curated record. Gene Ontology annotation, biological process: maturation of LSU-rRNA from tricistronic rRNA transcript (SSU-rRNA, 5.8S rRNA, LSU-rRNA). Gene Ontology annotation, molecular function: structural constituent of ribosome; RNA binding. The transcript has a single exon.
AUGACUGUAUAUAUAUUUAGAACAGCAACACAUGACGAGGUCUGCGUGCCAGAAACUCUAUUGAAAAAGCUAAAGACCACCGAGAAAACAGAAGCAGAGAAGCAAUUGAUCAAAACGCAAGCACAGAAAGAAAAGCGAGAUGUUCGUAAAACGAUAUUCAAAAAGGCAGACGCCUACAUCAAAGAAUACAGGCAACGGGAGAAUGAUGAUUUGAGGCUGCGUAGAUUAGCCAAAUCACAAGGCAAUUACUACAUUCCAGCACAACCGCAGCUCUUGUUUGUGAUCCGUAUCAGUGGCAUCAACGACGUCAAUCCCAAAGUCAAGAAAGUGCUGCAGCUCUUUCGACUGCUGCAGAUCAAUAAUGGAGUUUUUGUUCGUAUCAACAAGGCGACAUCCCAAAUGCUUCAAAUCAUUGAACCCUACGUUACUUAUGGCCCUCCUAAUUUGAAGACGGUGAGAGAGCUAGUGUAUAAACGAGGAUACGCUAAAAGCAACGGACAACGGUUACCGCUUUCUGACAACAAGCUUAUUAGCGACAAUUUGGGGCAGUUUGGUAUCAUUUGCAUUGAGGAUGUCAUUCAUGAAAUCUUUACUGUGGGCGAACAUUUCAAACAAGUCAACAAUUUCCUAUGGCCCUUCAAGUUGAGCAAUCCAAAUGGCCAUAAGAAGGUGUCAUGGAGGCCUAGAAAGUUCAAACAUUACGUGGAAGGUGGCGAUGCUGGUGAUCGUGAGUUUGACAUUAACAAAUUGGUACAAUCUAUGAAUUAA